Messenger RNA from Sceloporus undulatus (fence lizard), 1036 nucleotides. RefSeq names its product protein shisa-7-like. Bases 485 to 1036 code for a protein of 183 amino acids. The transcript has 2 exons. Gene Ontology annotation, cellular component: postsynaptic density; AMPA glutamate receptor complex; postsynaptic membrane. Lineage: Eukaryota; Metazoa; Chordata; Lepidosauria; Squamata; Phrynosomatidae. The record is from RefSeq and is a predicted model, not a curated record. Gene Ontology annotation, biological process: regulation of AMPA receptor activity; regulation of short-term neuronal synaptic plasticity.
AGGAGGGGGACACAGGUUUGAGUGAGGGGCUGUGGUUAUCCAUCAAGCACAUUUCCUGCGCCAAUCGGAACAGCUUUCUGCUUGCCAACCAGCCAAUGGAAUACUUCAAGCAUCAUGUCUAAUUCAUGUGUUGCCUUGCCUCUCCCAGAGUGGAAUUCUAUUUUUUAAUAGAAAGUACCCACUUUUGAGGUGGGCAUUUUUUUUCUAUUAGGAAAAAAAAAUAAGUAUUUCCUUACUGAAGGUGUGGAGGAACAUCUGGAAUUUCAAGCACUCCCCCUUAGAAAAAAGGAACAAUAGCUUUUUGUCAUUGCUGGACUGCAGCAAGAAAAAUCAACAGUAACAGAGGGAGUAUUUUGUAUGGGAUUUUUGAAAAACGGAUCAAGCAUUUCUUCCUGGAUUUCUUUUGUACACUUUUUAAAUACCUGGAGCAAUCUGCACUGGCAAACCCUGCUCAAGCAUCUUGGCUGUAUUUCUUCUGCUGACCAUGUACCAGUUGCUGACAGUAAUGCUGUAUGCUACUCUGGAGGCCCUUGCUGGGCGCACAGCUUUAGCUGUCAUUCAGGUACCCCAUCACACAAACCAGAGUUGGGGGUUGCCCAGCUUGCUGGCCCACCUGAAGCGCUUGACAUCAUCAAAUACCAAUGCAACCAUGAGUGCAAGCAGGGUCCGGCCCUCUGAGACGUGCCAAGGCUAUUACGAUGUCAUGGGGCAGUAUGAUGCUGCAUUCAACUGUACUACGGGGGGAUACCGGUUCUGCUGCGGCACAUGCCAGUACCGGUUCUGCUGUGAUGACCGAUCCAGGAGGUUGGAGCAAGGGAAGUGUCGGGAUAGCCCUCAGUGGUUUGCCACUACUGUUGCUGGCACAGCCACAAAUGGACCCGAUUCAUCAAAUGGGAGCAAGCAACAGGGCAACAGCACCGUGUACGUCAUCUGUGGUGUCAUUAGCUUCACUUUAGCAGUGGGAGUUGGGCUCAAAUUCUUCUUCAGCAAAGCUUCAAGGAGACCACAUGGAAGAGAACUCAAUGUGCCCAGGUAA